Molecule: messenger RNA, 4262 nt
Organism: Drosophila yakuba
Lineage: Eukaryota; Metazoa; Arthropoda; Insecta; Diptera; Drosophilidae
Exons: 2
Coding region: 3075-3491 (138 amino acids)
Molecular function (GO): catalytic activity
Source: RefSeq, a predicted model, not a curated record
CAAGUUUGUCGAUUCCUGUUGCCACGCCCACUCUAACGCCCACAAACCGCCCAAGACUGCCACGCCCACACUUUUGAAAAAUUACAGUAAAUACCUUUGUUUGUAAAAUUAAAUUAUUCCAUUUGAAAAACACUUUCUUAUUAACGCGUAAUAAUAUUUUAAUUGCGACCGUCACUUGCAAGUUGCGCACGCUGCCAAGCUUUUAUGUUUCGCACUCAUUCUUAAAGAGAAUAGUUAGAAUAAAGCAAAACCAAACCUAGAUUUUAGUAGCUUGAUCAAUUCUGAGUUAGGGUUGACUCAAUUCUAGCCAAUGUUUUUACUUUCAUUUUUUUAUUUUUGGCCUAUGGACCAGACCACAGUGCACCGGUAUCCAUUGCUCUUUACUGGCGCCGACAAAGUUCGUUCCUUGAUCGCAUCUAAUUCUGUUUAGAAAUCCUCUUUGGCAACGAAAUUCCUAAGAUUUCAUGGCAGCAUCCGAAGACAAAUCUUUAGACAACUCUAGGAGUAUGGCCUUUGUGGUGGCCAUGCAGGUCCAUCAGUUUUCACGAAGUCUCCCAAUCGUUACCAAAGAGGGACCGAGAUAGUGUUUAGAUGAAUGUAGAAAAAUGUUCAUUUUUGUAUUAGUAUUGUAAAUUUCUAUCGAUUUGCCAAACAACUUUUUGCCACGUCCAUUCUAACGCCCACAAACAGCCAAAAACUGUCAGUGUUGAAGACUCUAGUCGCACUCCCACUAGCUGAGUAACGGGUAUCAGAUAGUCGGGGAACUCGACUAUAGCGUUCUCUCUUGUUUUAUUCUAAUGUCUUUCGUCUAUCCCAAAAAAGUGUAAAGGGUCUGACAUAGAUAACAUAAUUAAUCGUUUCGUCAUAGACAUAUCGCAAGUCUGCUACACAUAACGCCGUGCUAAACGCAGAGUCCAUAAGAAAUUAAGUUAGACUGAUUUGCUAAUUCAUUUUUCAGAACUAUUAAUUUCAUCAGCUUUUAGUACCACCAACUUUGGCAUAUAUUUAGCAGCUUGGGGACCCCAUCAAAGACUUGUAGAAGUUUCUCAUAAUUACUAGAUUUGUGUCACAUCCUUUGGGCGUAGUCUCGUAGUCGUUAAAAUUUCAAAAGUAAGAUUUUACCAAUCCCAGCGUCUUUGUAUAACGUAAAGGCAGUUAAACCCAUAGUACAGCAUUUUUUGCAUUUAUAUGGCUGAAUAUGGCUAAUUCUCCAAAUUGUGGAAGAGAUGCCUUCCGGAAGUGUCUGACCAGACACUCUUUUCUUGACAUCCCCCUUGAAACGCAAUUAUGUUUUUCAAAAUUGUGUCAGUAAUAAUAAGAAAACUAGUAAACGGGCGUGAAUUUUAAGGAGCAUAGAAAAUUGUUCUAUAUAAACUAAAGAUUUUAAAAACAAAGAAUUUUUAGACUCUUUUUGACAGCAAUUACAAAAAAAUUGUUUGUGAAAAUCCUAACAGGGGCAUGUUUGACAGGGUUAUCUUCGCAAAUAUUUUAGUUCAUCAACGAUAGAAAAGUCUCCCGAGAAAGAAAAUGUUUGGUUUCUUGAUCACCGACCGGCAUCACUUGCACAAUCUACGACGUCAGCGGUGAUUUGACUUACAAGAUCCUUGGAAAAAUACCUAAUGAAAAUAUUGCACCUUACCUCAGGCAUUACUAUAAAUAGUAUUAUAUGGAUUUAGAAAUAACUGUUUUUAUUUCCCUAGAAAUCGACUAUAAUAAAUAAAUUUACCUCCCCAUUUCCGACAGUGCCAUUUAACAUAGUCGGAAACGUAUCCAAACUCAGUAUUUGGUGGGAUUUUUCCAAAUAUGGGAAAGAAAUGGCCAACAUCAUAAAUAAGUCCUCAAGAAUCGCCAUAGGACCAUCAGCUCCAUAUUAGUAAUUCCUAAGCAAUUAAGAGAUGAACUAAAUAACAUUCGGGAUCAUCUUCCGUUUCAUCAAAUGUUGCCGAUCUUAUCAGAAAAUGUAAUGUUAUUGUACAGAAUUAUGCUCACCGGCAAAAAUCCUCCAUCUGAACCCUCCACGAGGGCGCCGGCUGGGCAAUGGGCACUGCAUUAUCCCGGACAAUAGGUAAUGCAUUGCUACUUGCUCCGUCCGCGGUAAUGCAGUGUCUAGCUAAGGCAAUGGUUCAAUUCCUUACGCUCGAAAGCAGGAGGAAAUGAACCAUUUGCCAUGGGCGGAGGUGCCUGGCGGUUAGGCAUAAAACGCAAGUGGGUGGUUCCCCGGAAAAUCAACCAAGUGUUCUCUGCUAAAGGACAACCAAAAGCACUCAACCCGGGCUGGGAUGUCAGCCCAAAUGUGACUGCUACCACCGGCGGGCACGGAGGGGAGCAACCCCCUAUGCGUGUCGCCAGCGGUAACACCUCUGAUUUGACGGGAGCAGGUCAUGUCAGUUGUAACGCUACUGCCACAACAACAACGACUUAAGGGAGGCUAAGCCGCUCAGGUGCCCCAGUCGAUACAGACUCGGACCUGGAGAGCGUGCAGCUCUCCAAAGAAGAGGAGAAAUCCUCCUCCGCUCGCCGAAACGAGGCACCAGCUCCCCGCGCAGGGACGGGCCGAAGCGUUCAAGCGAGGGAAUGAAGGCAAAGGCGCAAUAUAAGGCCGCCCUUCGCAUCCUGAGUAGGCUCAAGGAAAAAGCCGCCCUAUCCCCACAGGAGAAGGAGAAGCUUACCUGGGCCGAGCAAAGGGUCGCAGGGGGUAGGCUGCAUUUCGCCAACCUCCCCAGCAUGGCAUCAACGGGCGUAUUCGCCAACAGGGUGGAGGAGUCGCUUGCCAAGAAGAGGCAACGUUCAACCGAGAGCGCCAAUAAGGACGCACCGGGGAGCAAGCGGCGACGCGUGCCGAAGGAGGCAAGCCCUCCCCCCCAGAAAGCGAAGAAGCCAUACUCUCGUUAGGCGAGACGGAUGAUGAAGACUGAGACCUGACGUUUUCAGUCAACCCGUCGAAUGGAGAUGAGCUCAGUACCCAUGCUACUGAGGGUGCUGCAGCUCAGUCUUCAUUAAAGCAAGGUCGCGUCGGCGGAGCUCCUCAUCGCCCUGGAGCAAGGGUCCGCCGACAUAGCUUUGGUCCAAGAGCCAUGGAUUGCCUCGGUCAAUGCCGUCGCCGGAGUAAAGUCCUCCAAUUACAACCUCAUCUACACACCAUCGCACGGAUGGAGAGCGAGAGGAAUCGCCUUUUGGUAGCUUCCUGCUACAUGGCACACGACAGAACGGCCCCACCGGAGGAACUCAGGAGCAUGGUGGAAGCCAGCCCAAACGACCAACAACUGAUCGUGGGUGCAGACGCCAACGCGCAUCACUGCGUAUGGGGGAGCCCCGACAUCAACGACAGAGGUGAGUCACUCCUAAACUUUUCACUAUCAACUAACCUAUGCAUAGCUAACGUGGGGGAAGUGCACACCUUUGUAGGCCCCACCUCCUCGAACGUGCUAGACCUAACACUCGUAAGGGACAAAGUACUAUGGUUUCAGAAGGGAGAGUCUUUGAGACUAUAAACUAUAAUUGGAGUUGAUCCCCUAGACAUCCACGCUCAAUUGAUUGCAGGAAAGGCUGCACAACGCCUAGUUGCAUCAGGGAAUAUGUCUCUACAAAAACUCGGGCAUAGUUCGAUUGGUCGAGACAUGAGCAGCAUAUCUGACUACAUGGUCACCAGAACGUGCCCGGAUGUAAGAACAACAACAUUGGGACCAGACGACUGGAAAACAGGUCGGGACCAUGCUCAACAUCUUAAUAUAUGCACGGACGGCUCCAAGAUGGAAGGAAGAGUUGGAGAGGACAUAUACUGUACAAACCCUGAAAUGAGGCUUUCGCAUAUUUCAGGCGGAAGUAUGAUGAAUUCGAGACAAUCGAAACCUUGGAGCAUCUCAUUUGCAAGUGUCCGGCCCUCGCAAGGACAAGAAUAAACUACUUAGGCGCACCUGUUCUGGCAUCGCUAGAAGAUGCCUCCAGGAAGAAGCCAGGCGAACUACUUGCCUUCGCGAAAAAUACCUCGAUACUAAAAGAUUUCGAAAACCGCGUAAACAUUCUCUAGGUUCAUAAAGAAACAUUCGGACAGCUACCGCCCAUAUUGGCCUAUGCGCGGCACCGUGAGGGCCUUCCGACCCAACCUAACCUAACCCUCCUUAGCUAACCGUAAAACGAUGUUUGGAACAGUCUUUAUUUUUAACCUUAUUCGUUGAUAGUCCCGACUUAGAUACUCGGCUAAACGUCACUGUUCCAAGCAGAUUUUCUAGAAAUUACGUACCGUAAAUUUUAAAUCAAUGUAG